Messenger RNA from Selaginella moellendorffii, 2257 nucleotides. RefSeq names its product proton pump-interactor 1. Bases 202 to 2169 code for a protein of 655 amino acids. NCBI's taxonomy places the organism in Eukaryota, Viridiplantae, Streptophyta, Lycopodiopsida, Selaginellales, Selaginellaceae. The transcript is spliced from 9 exons. The record is from RefSeq and is a predicted model, not a curated record.
CCCAUUUGGUCAAGGGAAGGUUUUAGGCUUUUUUGGGUGAACAGUUCGCGAGUGCCGCGUUCUGGAUCCAAUCUUGGGGAAAAUUUUUGAUUUUCGCAGAUCUAAGGAAGAUUUCGCAAGAAAGGGAGAGAAUCUCGGUGGCCUUCACCCUUUCGGAUGCUCUAGGGACCUAAGAUCAAGAUUUGGAUCUCUUUCUCGGCCAUGGGAGCAGUGUCGGAGGCGAUCGCGGCGGACACCGCCGAGAAAUUGCAUGCCGUGGCGGCGGCCGAUAUCGAGGAGGAGAAUCACCAGGCGGUGGAAGACGAAGCACCCUCCUCGGUCGAUGACGCUGCCGAUGGGAUCGAGGAUCACGCGGAGAGUGGGAUUCUCGAGGAGGAAGCUGUGCAGCGCGACAAUGACGAGAAUAUAGCGAAGGCUCCGAUUGUGGGCGGGGCUACUCCCAGCGAGGCGAGCUCGGAAUGGCCGGAGCAAGGAUUUGCUUCCUGUGAUCCGCCCGGGGGAGUGGCCGCGGUAGCUCCGACGACAAAAUCGGUGUUCACGUAUUACCUCGUGAGAAUUCCGAAACGAGGGGACAAUCUAGUGGAUUUUAGGACGACGACGGACGCACAAGUUAAGGAUAAGAUUGAGAAGAAAAAUUCUCUUAUCGCAAAGCUCCAGCAAAAGAGAGCGGAGAAACAGGAACUGCUUGACAAGCUUGUCGAGCCUCGAAAUUAUUUUAGGGAGUGCCGAGGCGAGCUCCAGGAGAAAAUAGAAGAGAGCAAACCUGUGGCCGCGGAGCUUAAGAAAAUCAAUGAGUUGCCUUAUGCGGGUAUGUCUAAUGUUUGUAGAUCGGAGGAAGAUCUCGAUGCAAAGCUUGCGGGCUUAGAGCAUGACUUACAGCAGCUUGAUCGUCCGUUAACUUUACGAGAAGAGAAACAGAUUAUUCGCGAGAUUCAGGCUCUUAAAGCCACUCGCGAGCAGGUAAUUAUCAAUGCAAGCUUUCGUGCUUCCAAACAGGAUGCCAAGCAAGGCUAUCAAACGCGACUCAAGUCACUGAACGAGGAGAUUGAAGAAUUGUCAAAGAAAAAGAACCUGGCGUGGUCCAAAGUAAAACCGUUGGAAGACAGGGUUUCGGCCCUUACGGAGGAGAUUAAGAUUCUUUCGUCUCAGAGGAAGGCGCUUGAUGAAAUUAUUGACGAAGUCUUCAACGAGCGUAGAAGUUUGUCAGCGCAAGAGUAUGCUAAGAACAACGAUUUCCACCAAAACAGGCGGGAUAUCAACACGGCCAAGCAGCUUGCGUACGCCAAAGAUAUAGGGGCCUUGAAAGAAUAUUGCUCCGCCCAGGUGGAGCGCGUGAUGGAACUUUGGAACAACGAUACCUCCUUCCGGUCGGAGUAUAUGAAGAACAAUCUCCGGAGUACAAUCAGGCGCUUGGCAACCCCGGACGGCAGGUCGCUAGGACCUAACGAACAACCGUAUGAGCUCCCGAAAGAUGAACCUCCUGUUGCUGCGCCGGCACCUGUAGUAGAAGAGAAGGAAGCGCCGAAGCCAACACUUGAAGUCAAGGCUGAGCCAUCGAAGACUGCUGCGAAAACGAAGCAGAAGUCCGAUGCCAAGGAAGCCAAGGAAGCUGGAACCAAAGCCAAGCCUGUCUCCGAGGAGAGCGAGAAUGUCGUGGAAGCCGAGGAUGAGGUGGAGGCGGAGCGAGCCGCAAUCUCGGAGCUGGCGAAACAGCUCGAGCGAAGGGAGGUGGAGAUUCAAAAGGCGAAGGAAGCCGAGGCCAGGAAGAAGAGGCAAGCUGAGAAGAAGCAAGCCAAGGCCCAGGCCCGGAUCGAGAAGGAACUCCAACGCAGGGAAAAGGAAAGGGAGAAGAGACUCCGGAAGAAAACUUCCGCCACAGACGAAGCCGGAGAAGGCGCCGAUUCGCCCUCCGAGCAGGAAAAGGAAAACUUAGAACCGGCCGUGGCUGCCGAGAACGGCGAGAAGCCAUCGCCCGAGGAGAAGAAGCCAUCGAGCGUGACACGCCGCGGGAAGAAACCGGCCAAGAACACCCCCGUGAAGCUCCAGCUGAGGAAGAAGCGCUCGCUCCAGCGACAGCUCUUGGAUCACUGGCAGAUCAUAGCGGCCAUUGGAGUGGCGCUCCUUGUUGUUCUAGGCGCUACCAUGGUCUUUGUUCGUGCUGCUUAUUAGCUAGUUUUGCGGGAAGAAAAUUUUUGAAAAUAAAAGAAGUUUGCUUGUCAAUUGAUAAACUAAGCUAGUAGUGAGUGUCGCUGUAAAA